Molecule: messenger RNA, 12666 nt
Organism: Catharus ustulatus (Swainson's thrush)
Lineage: Eukaryota; Metazoa; Chordata; Aves; Passeriformes; Turdidae
Gene: PLD5
Product: phospholipase D family member 5
Exons: 12
Coding region: 3-1841 (612 amino acids)
Molecular function (GO): catalytic activity
Source: RefSeq, a predicted model, not a curated record
GGAUGGGCUGGGCAGGGCAGCGGGCGGCGGCCCCGGGAGCCUCUGCCGUGCGGAGAUCGGACAAAGGCUUCCAGGAGAGGGAGUGGCAAGCGGCCGCCCAGCCCUCGGCGGGCUGCGGGCGGGUCGGUGCGCCGGGACGGGGGGAGAGCAGACGAGACAACUUCCCCAGGGGCACGGGGGCCCCUGGAGGGCGGCAGCAGCUCCUGUCGAAAGGAAGGGGCUCUCCCGUGCCACUGGCCGCUCCCCCGAAGAUGGAAGUCAGGCAUGACUGGCUCUCCUCAUCCCCUCAUGAGGGCUUCGAGCAGAUGAGGCUGAAGAGCAGACCCAGGGAGCCUUCCCCAAGCCUCACCAGAGUAGGUGCGAACUUCUACAGCACUGUCAAGCAGCAGGACUACAGUGCCAGUGUCUGGCUGAGGAGGAAAGACAAACUGGAGCACUCCCAGCAAAGAUGCAUUGUGAUCUUUGCACUGGUAUGCUGCUUUGCAAUUCUGGUUGCACUGAUAUUUUCGGCAGUGGAUAUUAUGGGAGAAGAUGAGGAUGGACUCUCAGAAAAGAACUGUCAAAAUAACUGUCGGGUUGCUCUUGUGGAAAAUAUUCCUGAAGGGAUCAACUAUUCAGACAGUGCACCAUCCCAUUUGUCUCUUUUCCAAGGCUGGAUGAAUUUGCUUAAUAUGGCUGAAAAGUCUGUUGACAUAGUAUCUUCCCAGUGGGACCUCAAUCACAGUCAUCCAUCAGCAUGCCAGGGUCAACGUCUUUUUGAAAAAUUGCUUGAACUGGCGUCCCGAAAUAUUGAGAUAAAACUAGUGAGUGAUAAACUGCCCGUGGAAUCAAAGGUAUUAAACGACUUGAAAACAAAGGGUGCUGAAGUGUUGUAUAUGAACAUGUCAGCAUAUAAUGAAGGUCGGCUUCAGUCAUCCUUCUGGAUUGUUGAUAAACAGCACGUGUACAUUGGAAGUGCCAGCCUAGACUGGAGAUCGCUGGGACAGAUGAAGGAACUUGGUGUCAUCGUAUACAACUGUAGCUGCCUGGUCCUGGAUUUACAAAGGAUAUUUGCCCUGUAUAGCUCAUUAAGGUACAAGAAUAAAAUACCUCCGAGUUGGUCUAAGAGACUCUAUGGAGUGUACGAUACUCAAAACAAACUGACACUGCAGCUGAACGAGACAAAGUCAGAGGCUUUUGUGUCGAACUCACCUAAACUCUUCUGCCCAAAGGACAGAGUCCUGGAUAUUGAAGCUAUCUACAGUGUUAUUGAUGAUGCCAAACAGUUUGUGUACAUUGCUGUCAUGGACUACUUGCCCAUUGUCAUCGACACCAACGCUAAACGGUACUGGCCAUAUUUAGAUGGGAAGAUAAGAGAAGCAUUAGUUUUACGAAGUAUUAAAGUACGACUUCUCAUAAGUUUCUCAAGAGACACAGAUCCCCUUACUUUUAACUUUGUUUCAUCUCUGAAAGCUAUUUGCACUGAAGUUCCAAGCUGUAGUUUGAAAGUUAAAUUCUUUGACCUUGAGGAAGAGAGUGCCUGCUUUCUUAAAGAACAGAAGAACACUUCUUUUCCUAAAUUGAAUCGUAACAAAUACAUGGUGACUGAUGGAGCUGCGUAUAUUGGUAAUUUUGAUUGGGUAGGAAAUGCUUUUACGCAGAAUGCCGGAGCUGGCCUUGUUAUCAACCAAGCAGACGCGGGGAACAGCACAAGCAUCAUUAAGCAACUCAAGGCUGUUUUUGAAAGGGACUGGUAUUCACAUUAUGCCAAAAGUUUACAGCCAACAAAAAUCCCAAACUGCUUUAACCACAAACUCAAUAAAGGAACUUCAAAUAAGACUGCCAUGAGCAAUGUGAAUUAGAAAGACUAUUUUACCUUUUAGUAUGGCAAUGAAGAAUUAUGUUGGGGUGUAGCCUUCUUUCAUAUUUACAGACAAAAGACUUAAAGAAAAAGCAAAAAAAAAGUUUGGUUGGGGGGGUGUUUUUAGGAAAAAGCACACUUAUAUUAAAUCUGUCUAACCUAUAUUCUCUAUAUGAAUUAUUUAGACUUUCAAAGACUUUGUUACUUCUGACACUGAAUGUCAUUUCCGCUUCCAUGUGAAUUUUAAUGUUCCACAUUUGAAUUUAUCAGCAUGUGUCAAUGUUUCUGUUUUAGGACUUUCCCCAGUUGCCAAUCUGGCUAAAACAAACCUUGAGGCAAAAUGAAGAUUCUAAGAUCAGUUAUUAUUGACAUACAAAUAGAUGGUAGGUUUACUGUAGUAGAAAAUGUAAAGGAAUAAGUAAAGUGUCACCCAUAUAAAUAAUUCCCUUUGAAUAACUACCCUGUCAUAAAAAAUACUUCCUGGUUUUGAGCAUUUACUUUGACUAUCAGUAUUCAAUGUCUUCUAACUAGCCUUAAAAUGCAUUGGAGUUACAGGACUGGUAAUUCAUGAGAAGUUUUUGAGGGCUUGGGGUUGGCCUCAUCAAGUUUGUCAUAUUCCCUAAAGCCUCUCAAAUUUUUUAUCAAAUUACUGUGGAUUCCUUUCAACAGAAUAGUUAUUUCCAAUUACAUGCAUUUCAUCUAACAGUGAAAAUCUCUGGGUUAAUAGCUAAAACCUAGGACUAAUUUUUUUUAAUGUUUUUGUAAUCUCAAGAAAAUAUCUUCCCCAAGUUAAGUAUUUAUCACGUGUGAGUCAGCAGGUAUGUGGUGACUCAUUAUUAAACCAAUGCACAUCUCAAAAUCAAAUACUGAUUUUUAGAAAGGCCAAGGGUUAUGCAAAAUUAUGCAAUAAUUGUUGUUAAAUGAUCAUACAGAAAUUUUGUUGGUUUUUACACUUGAAGAAUUUGCUUUCCUAUCUUCUGUUUUAAAAAGGAAUAAAAAUUUGGAAGUGACAUUUUUUUGUUAAAAUCUCAUCCACAUAGGUAAAUACACCUGCAUGAACAGAAAAGUGAUGCCUUCAUUUAGACCACAGUUUUGGUUGUGUCAAAAGUGUGCCUCUACAAUCACAACUAAAUUCCACCAAGAGCAACUGUUCUAUGAAAGUAUGAGUUUGCUCUUAGGAGAAAUACACACAAAUAUUUGACAACAGAUUUUUCUCCAGUCAGAGAUGUAAUAGCAUAGUUUCAUAAUAAAAAUCUCACUACUCUGCCUCUGCUUUCACUGAAGAAACACAACCUUGAAAGCAAAGUGCAUUUUUCAUUUUGUUAAAUAUCACAGAACCUUUUCCAAAAUAAUGACUUCUCAUCUCCUGAAGGGACACUUCAAAAGCAGAGGGCAAAAAGAGAAAGAAACCCGACCAUGUUCCAAUGUAUUCAUUAAAUCUUAAGAAGAUGUUAAAACCCCACUUUGACUUUCAAAACAUACCUUACACUUGUAAGGUAAAAAAUUUUAAUUUAUUUUACAGUGAGCACAUCUUAGAAAAUUUUAAUAAAUUAACAUAUGCACAACUUCCUAAUUGUCAGCUAGAGAUACCCCACAAGACUAAUUGUGAUCCCAAAAGGCACACUUUUGACAAGGAAUCUUUGUUUAUUUUGCAAUUGCAAAGAUUUACAUAAUCUUAUUGAAAAUAAUGAUAAAUCAAAAAAACUUUUAAGACUGUCAGCUUUUACAGAAAAUAUUUUGCACAGCUCCAAUAGUCAAUAACAUUUUCUGAUAUUCAGAUAAACACAUGCCAUGUAUUAGUCUCACACACACAGAGAAAAGCAUAUAGUCUGACAUACUGAUAAGAAACAAGUAUUUAAAAAGAAAAAAGUUUCCUGAGUUGAUGUGAGGAAAGAUCUGAGGAUAAAUUCCUGGAUUUUCUUCUUUCUGUAUGUAAUUUAGAAUAUAUAUAAUAUGUAUGGAAGAGGGAAUCCCAGCACUUAACUUACUUGUUGUGGAUUUUUUGUUCUGUUUAAGAAAUGACUAUUAGUCCAGAUUAAUUUCUGGUGAAAAUUUCAGCUGUGUUAUACCACCAAUAACUCUAGUCUUGUGAGUCAAAAACCCACAAAAUGAACAAACAAAAAGUCCACCACAUUUUUAAAAUCUGGUUGAGAUAGUUGCACGGUUUCUGAGGUCCUCAUGGAUGGGUGAUCUUAAAAUUUGAGAUAAACUUAAUACCAUGUCCUUAUAUAAAACACAAAAUAAUUCAUGCAAACAAAAAACACAAACAAACCCCACUGCCUGGAGUUGUUAGCACCUAAUGGCAAUAAUAUACAGCAAUUAAUCAAGGUAGGAUUUUUUCCCCUUUUGCAUUAUGGAUACUGCAAAUGUGUUAAGUUUUUUUAAUUACAUCUUGUAUAAAUAACGGAGGAUCUGAGUGGAACAUAAAUUUGUCAGAUGAUAAAGCUAAGCUAUUUACAAAGCAGGAUUUAUUGAUAAAAUCAGACUGACCAUUGAUUUACUAUAACAAAUGAAUGGUAAAAUAGUUUUAUUGGACAGAUCCUAGAAAAAUGCAGAUCAUGAAGAUCAUAACAAGAUCUGUUAGUUUGCAAAUAUUUUCUUAUUGGCUAGAUAAACAGAUUCUUGGUGCUUCAAUGAUGGCCCUCAAAGAACAGGUACAUAAAAAUAUUUUUAAAAAGUGACAGUAUGUUUUUGUUUUAUGAAUGGAAGAAUUUGGGUGGUUUUGAACAACUUUCAAUGUGAAAUGCUGGCCAGCCAUCAUAUAAAUAGAAUGGUAGACUGAAAUUUCAUUUGGUAUAAAGUAUGGAUCAAUACUGUAAUAACUGUUUAGAAUGGCGUCAGCUCCACAGUAGUGCAUAAGGCCUUGAUCUAUUGCAUUAGCUGAAAGACAAAGUGCAUCCUUGGACUUCAGCAAAUAGGAAAUUUAAAAUACAAGAUUAUAUUUUGAAGCUGUCUAAGGGGAUUAUUGCCAAUUAUUUGGCCUGGGCCAGCGCUGUUACUGUUUAAUGAGAUUUGCUAAAACAGCCUCAGUUUUGGCUUCAGAUCCUUCUAUCACUGUAAUAAAUCAGAAGCAAAUCCAUUGCAGUGAUUUCAUACUAGUUUAAUCUAAACUGGUUUUCUCUUGCUUCCAAUCUCCUGAGUAUCACCACUGCACAGGCUAUUUCCUAAUUUAACAGGGAUUUGCAUUCAGAGGUUUCUCACAGACCUCACAGGCAUAACCCAAAAGAUGCACUUUCUCUAGGCCCUUCUAACUGGCAUUGGUAACUCUGUCACAUUAAAGGCAAUUUCCUAAACAGAACAGUUUUAUUCUUAAAGAAUACAGACUGUAAUUGUUGUUUGCUGCAAACAUUUACUAGUGCCUUAUUCAUACAAGUUUUUGUUUAACACUUCCUCACAUGAAGUCCUGCUAAAGAUCCUGUAUCUAGUACUGAGGCAUAGAGCGAACUUCCUAAGUAAGAAGACGUUGUGAUGUUUACAGUUUAGUACCUAAAACUAGAGUCACAAAAAGACAAAAACUGACUGGAAGAUGUUGGUCCAAACCACAAGCACAUCUGAACUGAAGCAUUUUUAUCCAAUCCCAGUUCAAGAACUAAAUUUCACUAUUUACUCCUGGCUUCAUUAUCAAAUAAUCUACAAUUCAGUUGAAUUACUCAGUUGAAUUAUUCUAGUUGAAUUAUUAUUAUGCCAAGGUAUAAAAUCUGAAUUCCCCCAACAUCUGGCUGCUAUCAAAACCAUAAUCACAGAAAUUCCUGUAAGCACAGGUUGAAAUCCAAAUAUCAUACAGUGGCUACUUUCCAGAUCUCUCAUGUUAAGUCUCAAGUUGUUUUUCGCCAGCUACUUUAUCUUCCUGAAGCAUGAACUAGCACAACUACUCUCACCUCUUUGAAGACCAGAAAGGCACAGAUUAUGUGCUACAGCACAAUGGCUGUAGCUGUACCCUAACAGGAACAGAUUUAGGUUUACCCAACACAGGUCCAGGCGUUUGUUCCAGUAAAUCCAGGCUGUGCUGCUGGUUCAGAAAACAGCUUGAGAAACAAGUAGAAAAGCCUACAAAUGUUAUUCUUAAGACCUAUCCAUUAUUUUAUAUACUACCAGCUUCCUAAAUUGUACUACUUUGUUGAGAUUUGCACACUUAAAAACUGAACAAAUAAGUUCUGUUACCUACCAGUUAACUCUAAUCUAAGAAAAAAAAAUCCAGAAAAUUUAUAGGUUUUUUUGUGACUUUAGUGUGUACUUAACUGGAAAGAGUGUAUGCACUCUCAUCAAGAUGGUGACGACAUCAGCUGGCUAUUCCAGUUCUUCAGUUUGAAGUUCUAAAUAUCCCUGUCUCAGAUAAUUAUACACUUGACUCCUGAGAAUGGCUUAUAGAGUGCACUAAGUUAUCUUAAAACCUUUCUGGUCUUCAAAAGUAACUCUUCAUUUUAAUCCAAUUUAUUGACUAAAUAUUUAGUAUGUUUCCAGAUGGUAGUUUCUGGUGCUGUGUUUUUCUUCCACUCUUAUCCUUUCUCUAUCUACAUCUGCCUACCAUAUAUUCAUGGUUUUUCAGUCAUCAUUAUUCCAAUGCAAUCUAUUGUAAAGUAACCAGAAUGAAUCCUUGGUGUGUUUAAAAUCCACAAUGAUGCCUCCCGAGUUGAAGGUACCAGUGAACAUGCUCCACUUCUAACACUGCAAGGUAUAGCAGCUCAACUAGGAGCUCUGUAGGAGAGUGCUUUUCUUAGCUGUAGUUUUUAAUUACUGCUGGAUGUUACUUAUUUCUCAGUAUUGAAUCAGGUUGCUCUUGGAUCAUCACUUUGCACAAAUGCCUUAGAAGCUUGCCAAACUAGCAUGUAAGAGACCUCAUUCAAAAUAGUUUAGACAAGAAGAUAAGAACUUGUGUGCUUUACACUCUGAAGGGUGAGAAGUCAAUGGAUAAAUUCCAGUCCUAUAAUAAAGUAGAGCUUUCUAUUGUACCUCCUGUUGAGAUUAACUCUGCAUGGGCUUCCAAGAAAAGUCUGUGAGAAUUGUUUGUUUGAAUUACCUUGCGAUCAGGAAUUUACAGAGAAUCUGAAUGAAGAAUCCAGCUGUACUGAGUGGUUCAACACAGUAACUUAAACUGGGUUUUCAUGAAAAGCACACUUAUAUUCCAUAUCCAUGAUACAACUGCAUUAAUGUUAAUGUCAGGUUUUCCUCACAGUUCAAGAGCAUGUAGGACAAAUAUCAAGCUACUGCAGCCUAUUUCUGAAAACAUUGUUAAAAACAGAUUUUAAGAGCGUAAUUCAAUUCUGGCUGCAAAUUAUUCUGCUGUAGUAAUGUAAUCAGCUCUAUUUUUUUCACAACUAACUCUACACUGUGAUUUUAUGGAAGAUUCAAUAACUUUUUAACCCCGCAAAAUAACCAUGAUCAUUCUCCCUUUAAGAAUAGAAAGACGGUUGAUGGCCAAUCCAGGCUACAGAACAUAACAAAAUAUAAAAAUAUGGCUGGCAAAUGCAGCAUUCCAGAGGAUUAUUUUGUAUUAUUUUAUGUUGCAUGGCCACAAACAUGAACAAUAUUAAUUACAUGUAUCACAACAGUGUUGUGUGAACACCUGGUGGACAUUGAAGCUCAUACAGCAAAAUCCAUCCCUCUUGUAACAGCAUAAAAUAUAGUAAGGAUAGAGAGGAAAUGGCAAAAAGAGCCAGAGGCAAACUUGGAUCAGCUUGAGUUAAUGGACUGGAUGCCAACAUAAAAACUCUGGACUGCAUUUUUAUUUUGUUCCUUUCUCUGCAAAAUCCUGUGUUUCUUACGCAUCUUCCUUGCUCAUCUUUAUAAGAGUGAACUCCCAUGAUUUUUUUCAGAACAAGGAAGGAACUUUUAACAACUUUGAACUUAUGCUUAACAGAAAGAAAUCAGCAUGAAUAAAAGCCCAUUGAUUUCUGUUUUGCAGGUACCAAGUAGUAAAGCACUAUUUGAAAUGGGACUCCUCAUUGGAUAUUAGAAGUUUCUAGUGUAAUACAAAAAUUGACAACAUAGCAUGUGCCUGCAAAUUUCACAUCACACACAGCAUUUGCUUGCUCUCUCAAUGUACAAAUGCAGUCAUCAGACAGAUACCAUUCUGAAUUUCAGAUUAACUGGUGAAAACUAAGCACAAGUAUCAGGCAAUCCAGCUUGACACACUCAAAUGAAGAAAAGGAAUCUUCCAGAAGAGCUAACUGUAUAAAGUUUAUAAGUCACUUAGAAGCUAGAAUUAUUUUCAAAUGUAAUUUUGAGGAACUUAAUGGAGGUUAAAUGGGGCAGGAAUCUUUCUGUUAAAGGCAUGCGCUGUUAUAUGUAGUGUCUAAGCAAAACAGCAUAUAAAAUGUAAAAUGAGAAGCUCUUCAGAUGGAAGUACGUAGACCAACAUUUUAUUGACUGACCUGCUAACAAAUACUUUCUAGUGGAUUUGCUCAAUGUUGAAUUACUUCACAAUAAUCUCUUAAAUUACUCUGCAAGUAUUCCUUAUUUGUAUUUCUUCAAGUGACACUGUACCUGUAUUCAGUGUUUUACUUGAAACUUGACAAAAAAGCAGGAUACUUCUGGAAGUGAUAGCUGCUUCUUUCAAAAGGUCAGAGGACUUCCUCUCACCUAACUUGUCUUCUUAUUGUGUCCUACUUCUUCAGCAACCCAGUCCAGGCUUACAUUUGUCAUUGCCUGAGGAGCAAAGAAAAUGAAGCAUUUUUAGUCAUUUGCUGUUUCUGAAAACUGCUGGCUGUUCACCAUGUUCUUGCCCUUUGAGAGAUCCCCCAUCUAAUGAGAUACUAAAAGUAUAAUUAAGAAGGCCAAGCACAUAAUUCCAGGUGCCUCACAUAAUUCUUUACCUGGAAAGACACAUAUGCAAGAUCUGGAAAAAGAGAUGGAGGGCAGGGGUGGGGAGAAUGCUUGACAAGCUUUUAAUGAGGUGUAGGUUCUUCUGAUUAUAUAAAUACCACUUCUGGUGAACUUACUUUGUUCUAGAGUAAACCAUUCUUUACCACACAGCCAGAUUUGCAAUGACUGAAAUGUGUGACUAACUUCAGUAUGUAAAGGUGAGAGGUCAAACAUCCCCACGUCUUCAUGAAUUGAACUAAUUUCUUCACUAUGUAAGUGAGGUAGAAGAGGAAGCAGGUAACAUUGCAUCCUCUUCUGAGGGAAUAGGCCAGGUUGCUACUAGAAAUAGAGCUGAUACGGUUUUGAAAAGAAGCAAAGAUCUUAUGCAUCUGACUUCUAUUAAUUCUCACAAGAUGGUGCAUCUCUGUGGGAACUUGGGUCUCACAGUUUUUGUGCCAAUUUAUUUGUGGCAAACUGUCAGACUUCUCAGGAGAGCUCCUUUUCCUCCUCUCACUAUGCUCAAGACAGUUGUGACAUCUGCUUUUAACAAUCUCCAGAUUCUUCAAAGACAUUUCUAAACCAGACUGUAAGAAUUUUCCCUGUGAAAAGGCAAAAUGAAGGGCAGGUUCAGUGAGGAAUCCAGAGAACCUGGUACAAAUAUUAAAAUACAUAAGAAGUCGGGAUUAAAACCGCAGGGUAUUCUCAUUUUUGCCAACGAAUGAGACUUGGGCAAAUAAAUGAGAGGCCAGUGCAGUACCUCAGAAUAAUGAGACUGGAAUUUAUAAACCAAAACUCUUACUUUUGUGGACAGUCCCCACAUCUGAACUGCUGCUCUCAUUGUGCAGAGAUGCAGUGAAGAAUCAGAGAACAUCUUUGAUAUGCUGUACAAAGGUUUCGGCAUUCAUUGUUCUAUGACCAUUUCUCAAUGUAUACAGCUUAAAAGGUAGGCUGAAAAAUAGGGUUCUGUGUAUAUUUAUACAGAUCUUACUGCCAAAUAAUCACUGAAAACGAGUCUCUUCUCACAGCAGUUGUGUUUUCAGAUUUGACCACAGAGAUCUUACUGAACAAGUCUGGAGAAAGGCAGAAAAGCAACAUCUGUGGCAGCAAGUAAGCCAACCAAAAAAAGCUGCAUGGCCAUUUUUCAAGUGCUAGUUGAUACAAUAAAAGCAUUCAAAUGUCCCCAUCCAGCACAGAUUCCAAAUGUCCUUGUAUCAGAUUCCAAAUACGGACUUGAGGCUCCUCUCACACAUACACACAGGGACAUGUCCCAAAGGGAAAAAUGAGUAUCUUUGCCAGAAGAGCUUGGAACAUCUCUAGCACAAUUACUUGUUCCAUUGCUGUUCUACUCUUAAAUAAGGCUGACAGGAAAUAGUACAGCUUUCUGGAAAGGGCCACAUAUCCUUUACUAGAAAAUGCAAAUAUGCACACAAAGAGACUCAGAAUAAUGAGUUACCAAAGUGGACUCCUGGCUGCAGCACAGAGGGACAUCGCUGUCACCAUUUCUGAUAACCACACCAAAACCAUCUACUCACCUUAUCUUUCCCACACUGCAUGUGGGCCAAAGCUCACUUUUUAAAAAAACAAAGGGUAGUGUUUCUCUCUGAAUGAAACAUUCCAGAGAGGAUUAUACCUUUCUUUUUUUUUUUUUUUAGAGAGAGAACAGCAAUCACUGCCCCACUUUUCUUCCCUUUCCACAUUCCACUUUGCAAAUUAGCAAAUGUUUCCACCAUCUCCGCCUCAUCUUUUUCCUUUUCAAGCUAUUUCCUGAGUGCUGUUUCUGAACCCCUUGCUGCUGCUUUGUACACAAGGAUGAAUUCCUACAACUUGCAUUGUUGGUGCUGUAACAUCCUACAAGGUUACUUCCACUAGCUUUACCUGAAGUGCUCAGAAGAAGGAAGUGCUUGCACACAAUGUUUAAAGACACACAAAUUACUAUGUAUGAGGACAAGGGAAGUCAGGGCAAAAGUAGAAUGCAGGCACCACUAGAAAAAUAACUGGACAGGGAAGGGGUCUAAAGUCAUACUCAAUCCAAUUUCACCUUGGCACACCCAAAACCUGUAUCAGAAUCUAGAGCUCAAUUUUACAAACCUUGCACAACUAACAAAAGCCUUGCCUCCAGGAAUUCUGUUUGCUGCUGGUCUGGAGUCACACUCCAGGUUAACCUUCCAAGCUAGGCAAUAACAAGCAAGUCAAAACCACAGACAGCUUCAAGCCACGUAACCUCACCUUUAUCCUCCAGGUGGCAUUUGGCCACAGGGGGUUCUAACCUGGGUACUUGUCCUCUUGUGACAGUUAAGAUGGUCCAAGCUCACCAUCAUGUACAACACCACCACCUUCAAAAGAGCAAAUGAAGAAAGAAGAUCGCUCUGCAAACAUAUUUUAAAUCUCCAAGUGUGACUUUGGCACUGCAUUGUAUUUCCCAAUACAAUCUAAAAGUAUCAGGAGUCCUGUGUAGAGUUUGCAGAGCAAAAAGGGUAUGUACUAUAUGUUUCCUACUAUACCUCUUCUGAUGGAAUAAGUAUCAAAUAGAAAAAUCUGUCUAAACUUAUUUUGAUAACUGCAUGGCCAGCUUAUGCAGUAGCUAGAUAUGUGGCAAGGUUACAGUAUUACUCUCUAAGGAGAAUACAAUUAAUAUGCGUAGAUAUUUUGUUCAAUUCAAGCACUGUGUAGUCUCCAAGUUCUGCUAUGAGAAGUAUGGAUCACUUCUCAUUAUCCUUCCUACUCCAAACCCAGUAUUUAUCACAGGUGUGUACAAUACAGCGGCAUAGCUUAGGCCUGUUAUAUAGGUCAGCAUCUGCAAUGCACAUGAGAACAUAGUUUGCCACUGCAAAGGAGAGUGGCUGCAAAAUCUAUUUUGGAUAAUCCAAUUUAUAUUUGAGGAAAUCAAUGUGUGGUCAUUUCUAGAACUGUGAAUAUAAGGCAACUGCUGCAUGCUUGUAUAUUUGAUAAGUUUUAUUAUACUAUAUCCUUAUAUGAAUGCCUAUGCAGUGUAAAUGCUUUAAUAUAAGAUACUGAAUGUUUUUUUUACACAUUAUUUUCUAAACAAUGCUACAUUUUACUGCAUGUUUAUUCAUUUUUUUGUGUUGGUACAAAGUGCAAGCUGCAAGACACAUGAUUUUAAUAACUUGCACAGCAGCUAUUCAAAUCCAUUAUAAAAACAUGUUCUUAUGUAAAGACUUAAUUUGGCAAGAAAUGUGCUUCCUUUAGACAAUGGGCUUGGUUCACAGCAAUACCUGUGUACUCAAUAUUUAUUUAUUAAAAAAAAAAGAGAACAACAUUAUCCCUGAAUCUGUAAAUGGGGUCAUUGACUCUGCUGAGCACCACUGUGUUGGUCUGCUUUGGUACCUUUGAAAAUGUAAAUCUGCAUUUGCUAGGAAAAAAGAUGAUGCUGUCCUGAGGCAAGCUGUAAUUGAAAAAGCCCAGUCCUGAGCAGCCAUUGAGUUUGGUGCUGCAGGAUGACAAUGUAGCAAUCUAUUUUUUUUCUUUAAACAAUACAUUCUCAUGACCUUAAUACAAUGAGUUCAUGUUACUUGAUUGUGAACUGGGCCCACUGUUUACAGUAUUACUAUUCCUAACCAAAGUUCAAUGCAAUUUUAAAAAUUGAUCAAAUUCAUUUGUUUGGAAAAAAAGAGAAAAGAGACUGAUUUUGCUGAUGUUUUGGAGAGCUGGUUUGGUACAGAUUGUUCCUUCUGUACCACUGCAUUUUAAAUGUAAGGUAAUCACUGGCUGAAAGUCUGAUGGCUAAGACAGCAUUGUCAGUGGUCAUAUACUGCUGGAAACUAAAUUACCAGUAAUACAACAUAAAUCAAGGUAAUAAUGCAUCUAUUUAAAGAUAUGUAAAUAUUGAUUUUAAUGCUGCAGCAUCACAGAGGUCAUUUUCACUGCUUUGAUAUCCAAGGAUUCCUAGUACUACACAAACGUAUUUUAACUGCUCCAUUUUUUAGUUUCAGUACUUUCAUUCAAAGUAAAAUAACUCCCAUUUCUUUGUACUGCACUGAAAUAAAGAAUCCUGUUUCAGUACAUAA